Messenger RNA from Rhinichthys klamathensis goyatoka, 1341 nucleotides. RefSeq lists its product as uncharacterized. Gene Ontology annotation, molecular function: strictosidine synthase activity. The coding region runs from base 16 to 1269 and encodes 417 amino acids. The transcript is spliced from 9 exons. Lineage: Eukaryota; Metazoa; Chordata; Actinopteri; Cypriniformes; Leuciscidae. Gene Ontology annotation, biological process: biosynthetic process. The record is from RefSeq and is a predicted model, not a curated record.
UAUGAACCCGUGUUAAUGUCCUCAUCGCUGAACUCAUCGCUGACUCACCGAACACUUCUCUCAUGGCGUCCUGGAACACACGCUGAACUUAUACAACUAUCAAAAAGGCUCCACGACAUAACCAUGCUAGGGCAGAGUUCUGUAAGGGUUGCAUUGUUGGCAGUUGCCGUUGGUUUGUAUCUCACUCCCUCCCCUAUUGAUCCUGAGCCGUACAUAUUUGAGGGACCCCCGCCUGCUCUGGACGGCCCUCUGGCAGUGAACACACGUCUACAGAGAGGUCGGCGGCUGUUUUCUGGUCAACUCAAAGGCCCGGAGUCCUUUACGGCAGACCAGAACGGAAACAUCUACACAGGGACUGUUGAUGGGAAGCUGUGGAGAAUCAACAAGGAAUCCCUCACUUUCAUCACUCAGAUGGGCCAGGACAUCCCUGAAUGUGGCACAUGUAUGGACUAUGAGCCGGUAUGUGGCCGUCCACAUGGUCUGCGAUUGGACCGUGACGGGCAGCUUAUCGUGGCUGACUCUUACCAGGGUCUUUUCAAAGUUGACCCUUGGACUGGAGAGAAGACAUUGCUACAUUCCAGCAAAGAGGGAGCUGAUGGGAUUCCCUUUGGCUUUCUAAAUGGUCUGGAGAUUUCUAAAAAUGGAACCGUGUUUUUCACGGACUCCAGCAGUAAAUGGGGAAGACGUCAUGUCCGUUAUGAGGUUUUGGAGACGAACCAACUGGGUCGGCUUCUCUCGUAUGACCCCGUGACCGGUGACGUUCGGACAUUGUUGGAUUCUCUCUACAUGCCUAAUGGCUUUGCCUUCUCACCUGAUGAGGACUUCCUGCUUCUGGCCGAAACUAGUAUCGGACACAUUAUUAAGUUCUGGUUGAAAGGACCUAAAGCGGGCACUAAGGAGACCGUCCUGAACAACAUGAUUGGUUAUCCUGAUAACAUCCGCCUGAGUGACCGUGGCACAUUUUUGGUGGGCAUAACCACCGUUAGAUUCCACGGCCGACUUUUCCCACCAUUCUUGGAUCUGAUUGGUCCGUACCCUGCUCUUAAGCGCUUCAUAGUAAAGCUCAUUCCUCUCAGCUGGUACAACGUUCUGUUGCCCAAGUACGGGCUGAUUUUGGAGCUGGGGCCUGAUGGAGAGGUGGUUGACAGCCUACACGACCCAACGGGCAGCCUGACGUGGGCCGUCAGCGAUGUCUUCCAGCAGGGGGCGCGCUACUAUCUGGGCAGCACUGACUUGCCGUUUCUUCCUGUGCUGGAGGAGUGGAGCUGACCGUCUGGCUCUCUUACGUGUGGACAUAAACAUGGGGAAAGUAGCAGUCUCGGUAACCUUUCGUAGAUAAUG